GCCCCGGCCCCGGCCCCGGCCCCGGCCCCGCCAUGGAUGUGCUCCCCAUGUGCAGCAUCUUCCAGGAGCUCCAGAUCGUGCACGACACGGGCUACUUCUCCGCGCUGCCGUCCCUGGAGGAAUACUGGCAACAGUGGCUAGAAAGUUUGAAAUGGUGGGGAGAGGGGAUGCUGAGCACUGCAGUUGUAGCCACUCGAAAGACGUGCUUAGAGCUGGAACGGUACCUUCAGAGCGAACCCUGUUACGUGUCGGCGUCGGAGAUCAAAUUCGACGGCCAGGAAGAUCUGUGGACCAAAAUCAUUCUGGCUCGGGAGAAGAAGGAGGAAUCCGAACUGAAGGCUGCUUGCAGUCCAAGAGAGGACAUUCCCAUCGGCCACAGUUUCAGCCAGAGCUUAGAGACCAACAGUUUGAAUUCUGAUGUCGGCAGCGAGUCGUCGGACAGCUCCGAGGAACUCUCGCCCACUACGAAAUUUACCUCCGACCCCAUCGGCGAAGUUUUAGCCAGUUCGGGAAAUCUGAGUUCGUCCGUCACUUCCACCCCUCCCUCUUCUCCGGAGCUGAGCAAAGAACCUUCCUCUCAACUGUGGAAUUGUACCCCCGGCGAACUGCACUCGCCGGGUAAGAUUCGUUCCGGUACUGUGGGCAAGAGCGGGGAGAAGGGCGGCGGGGACGCCUCUCCGGAUGGCAGGAGGCGGAUUCACCGGUGUAACUUCAACGGCUGCAGGAAAGUGUACACCAAAAGCUCCCAUCUGAAAGCACAUCAGCGCACUCAUACAGGAGAAAAGCCUUACAGAUGCUCGUGGGAAGGGUGUGAGUGGCGUUUUGCAAGAAGUGAUGAGUUAACCAGACACUUCAGAAAGCACACCGGUGCCAAGCCUUUUAAAUGUACUCACUGUGACAGGUGUUUUUCCAGGUCCGACCACCUGGCCCUUCACAUGAAGAGGCACCUCUGAAGGGGUUCGGGAAGCGAAUCCCGUGGGCGAAGCAGCUUCGAGGUUGAACCGGCCUUGGAAGAAGGGAUGCGUGUUCCAGCCAAAGCAUGCCAUUUUGCACCCUACCCAGUUGCCUCCAGGGCCUUUUCUAGGAAGGUCUAUCGAGGGCUAAUAAAGUCACGUAAGAAGCGGCGGA
Molecule: messenger RNA, 1128 nt
Organism: Ornithorhynchus anatinus (platypus)
Lineage: Eukaryota; Metazoa; Chordata; Mammalia; Monotremata; Ornithorhynchidae
Gene: KLF6
Product: Kruppel like factor 6
Exons: 5
Coding region: 33-953 (306 amino acids)
Biological process (GO): regulation of transcription by RNA polymerase II
Molecular function (GO): RNA polymerase II cis-regulatory region sequence-specific DNA binding; DNA-binding transcription factor activity, RNA polymerase II-specific
Source: RefSeq, a predicted model, not a curated record